Messenger RNA from Drosophila bipectinata, 499 nucleotides. Lineage: Eukaryota; Metazoa; Arthropoda; Insecta; Diptera; Drosophilidae. The record is from RefSeq and is a predicted model, not a curated record.
GUUAUCCUUCCAAGGCCGUUCAACACCCCAGCAGCCAUUGCCAAAGCCAAGCAGAACGUGGAGCGAGACUACUCGGUGGUUGGUAGCUGGGAGGAUGUGAAUGUGACUUUAACAGUCCUCGAGCACUAUAUACCCCGUUUCUUCAAGGGUGUCACUGAUCUGUACUAUGAACCCGAAGUAGGUCCGGCCUUCAAGAAAAUGAAUACAAACCAUUGGAAGCCAAAGAUUAGCGAACGCAUCAAAAGGAUAAUGAGGGCGAACUUCACCCAGGAGUACGAUUUCUAUCACUUUAUCAAGCAGCGCUUGUAUAGACAAUAUUUUGCAAUAAAAAAGGACUUGGAACUGUAACCAAUGACGAAUUUAUUGAACUUUUGCUUCCAUUAACUUUAUGCUCCGUAACCAUGUAAUUAGUUGUUUUGACUGCAUUUAGAUAUCAUUUUUUAUGGGUUGAUUUUUUGUUUGUCUGGUCUAAGGAAGUCGACUCAUUUUUAUCCUCACU